AUGUAAGUUUGGUAUUCCCUGUUUCUAAUGGAAUCCUCACUGCCUCUGGCCACAGAUAGCUUUUCAUACAGUUGGCUAUCAUCAGACUUUAAGCUUCCUGUCAAUGGCCUUGAUGAGGAGUCUCUCAGAGCUUCCAUGAACUCCGAAGGUUUAAUAAUGGCAGAACCCCAGAGCUUUAACUUUGACUUUUCACUCGAUCACUUGCCACCUACUGGUUUUGUUCAUGCUGAUGAGCUUUUCUCUGAUGGCUUUAUCAGACCUGUGUAUGGUGAUCCUUCAAAGGUGGAAUAUUGCAAUACUCCUUAUUCCACACAAAGCAUGCCUAGUUCUUUCUUUUAUUCAGGAAUUGUUUCUCCAAGAAGCGUGGGGACUCAUCAUCAUGGGUUCCUCACAAAGUGGAGAAAAUCCACACAGAAAAUCUUGAGAAGCAGCUUUGGGUAUUUUAAGCAAUUAUGCCGGAGAGUGGGGUGCUCAUGGAAAAGUACUAGAGUUGGUGAUUUUGAGAAGACAGAGUGGGAAGUGAAGAGUUGGAGCAUUUCACAGCAAGCAUCUCCAAAAUCAGUUAAAGCUUACUCCAUGGGUGAUUUGUUUGAUUAUGAGAACUCAAUUUAUGAAGCCGUCCUUCACUGCAAAAAAUCAAUAGGAAACUGAUUUCUCAGCAGAUAAAGCAAAGAGAAUAGUAGAAGGGGGAAGAGAGUUUGGUUGUUCUAGAUCUGCACGGACGCUGCUCAAGCAGACCAACUUGAUCUCUCUCUCUCUCUCUCUCUCUCGUGCCUUCUUCACUCAUGGAUUUUACAUAUAUUUUUCUGCUGAGAGAUGUUUUCUUAGAUGUAGCUGCAGUGAGUAUCAUCACAACAAGUUUUAUAGUAGAAGUUGUGAAGACUGGAGAAGCAUAAAAAUUAAUCACUGUCUGCUUUUCUGAUGUAAGAAUAACAAUUUUCCAGCACUUUCCUAGCUCGUCUUCACUCUUAAUUCAUCUAAAGAAGUGAUGGACUUGGUGUUCUCACACAAAUGUUCUGCAACAGAAAAUUGGAGAUCCAGUUAGUGAAUCAUGACAAAAGAAUGAAAGAAACAUAUUUCCAUCAAUA
Messenger RNA from Prosopis cineraria, 1088 nucleotides. Its product is annotated as probable membrane-associated kinase regulator 6. Bases 28 to 651 code for a protein of 207 amino acids. Lineage: Eukaryota; Viridiplantae; Streptophyta; Magnoliopsida; Fabales; Fabaceae. The record is from RefSeq and is a predicted model, not a curated record. The transcript has 2 exons.